Cicer arietinum (chickpea) is the source of this 1608-nucleotide messenger RNA. Lineage: Eukaryota; Viridiplantae; Streptophyta; Magnoliopsida; Fabales; Fabaceae. The record is from RefSeq and is a predicted model, not a curated record.
AGGGAAGGACAUGAUGUAUAGGCCACACCCACAUGUCCAAAGUGAGUCCGAUUUUUGUGGCGUCUGUCAAUAACAAUCUUCUUCAACAGUCAAUAUACACUCUCACACAGACAAUCGUCAACUACCUUUCCUCUCCAUCAUCACUCUACAAUGGCUUCUUCAUUCUCCAACUUCUACUCACCUUCUUUCUCUCUCCCCACUCAUAACCAUCACUCUUCUACUUCUCUCCCACUACCAACUCUCACCUUCAUUUCUCACCGUCGACAUUCUCCUUCCAACCUCUUCACUUCCCGUUCUCCCGUUUCCACACCUAUAAAAACCGCCAUUUUUUCAUCCGGAAACGGCGGAGGAAUUGGCACUGGAGGAGGCGGCAGCGGAGGAGGAGGCGAUGGUGGUGGUGAUGGUGAAUCGGAGGAUAGGGAUCGGAACAGAGAAGAAGCGCUGCUGGCUCUUGCGGAGGUCGGUAGGCCGUUGGAGUAUUUGCCAGCGGAUUUAGCGGAGGCGGUUAAGGCGGGACGAGUGCCGGGUUCGAUUGUGAAGAGAUUCUUUGAGCUGGAAAAAUCGAGUGUGUUUCGGUGGUUGCUUAAUUUUGGAGGGUUUAGGGAAAGAUUGCUUGCUGAUGAUUUGUUCCUAGCUAAGGUUGCUAUGGAAUGUGGGGUUGGCAUCUUUACAAAGGCUGCUGCGGAAUUGGAGAAGCGCAAAGAAAACUUUACGAAAGAGCUUGAUUUUGUUUGUGCUGAUGUGGUAAUGGCCAUUGUAGCAGAUUUUAUGCUUGUGUGGCUUCCUGCUCCGACUGUUUCUCUCCGACCACCACUUGCUGUUAGUGCUGGAUUUAUUGCCAAAUUCUUCUAUGGCUGCCCUGAAAAUGCUUUUCAGGUUGCUUUGGCUGGAACUUCGUAUUCACUUUUACAAAGAAUAGGUGCUAUCGUGAGGAAUGGAGCAAAGCUAUUUGCAGUUGGGACCGGUGCAUCAUUGAUUGGUACCGGUGUAACAAAUGCAUUGAUUAACGCACGGAAGGUUGUUGAUAAAUCUUUUGCUGACGAGGCUGAGGAUGUACCGGUAUUAUCAACGAGUGUUGCCUAUGGAGUUUACAUGGCAGUAUCUAGCAACUUAAGGUACCAAAUUCUUGCUGGAAUUAUCGAACAACGAAUUCUAGACCCUUUGCUUCACCAACACAAGCUUGUGCUUAGUGCAAUUUGCUUUGCUGUUAGAACCGGAAACACUUUCUUGGGCUCGUUAUUGUGGGUGGAUUAUGCUCGAUGGGUCGGAGUCCAGAAGAUAAGGGAAUAGGCGUAAUGGUUCUUCAAUUGGGUCGCAUGUUGUGUGUUGAUUUGUGAUUGGAAUUCCACAAUGUCUGUAUAUAUAUAUGCCGUGUUGUUUAUAGCUCCUGAGAGCGUAAUUGUACAUCGACUAAUAAUGGCAGUAGUCAUCAAGCUUCAAGAGUCUUCAAUUAUCAGCAUAGCUAGCAGGAAGCUGCAGCAUGAGAAAAAGUAGUCACAUUUUUUUAGAUGAUUGUGGCAGAGUUUCUUGAGUGUUGAUUAUUCUUAUGUGUGUUUCGUUUGUGCAGAAAUUACAUUGAAUGAAAAUACUUACUCUUCUCUUCUCUAA